AUGAAGAUCUUACUCCACCUUUUAAAAUGCGACGAGAAUUGGGAACUAGAGGAAUCAUCAGUACUUUUUGUAUUUGCAAGAUUAUUAAGAAGCAAAUUCUCUGAAUGGAUUGUUAUGUUUCCCGAAGUUAACAUUUGGACAGAAAGUAGUCACAAUUUGCAACGCCAAAUCAGUGAGAAAUACUACUUACCAGCGUUGAACAACUUGCUUUACCCACGAUUUUCUGCAUUCUAUAAUGUCAUUACCGCAUUACACAAGUACAAGCCACAUCCAUACUCAAAUUUGUACGAUCUCACAAUAAUAUAUAGUCACAAAACAAAAAACGGUGAAGUUUCGUAUACUCCACCAACUUUGCUUGAAAUUUUCUCAUCGCCAAGUCCUAUAACCAUCAUUGUUUAUGCAAAGAUUCGACCCAUAUCCAGGAUUCCACAAAAAAGAAAAAAAGUUGAAAGGUACCUUGAGCGUCUUUGGAAACAUAAGGAUAAGAUCAUCAGCCAGAUAGAAACUGAAAACUCCCUCCACCAAGCAGAAAAACAACCUCAGGAUAUAUCUGCUUUGUCAUUAAUUGCAAAUACGUCAAGAGGAACUCCAUUAGGUGAACAACAACAACAACAACAAUAA
Lodderomyces elongisporus is the source of this 621-nucleotide messenger RNA. RefSeq lists its product as uncharacterized. Gene Ontology annotation, molecular function: 1-acylglycerol-3-phosphate O-acyltransferase activity. Gene Ontology annotation, cellular component: endomembrane system. The record is from RefSeq and is a predicted model, not a curated record. The transcript has a single exon. Bases 1 to 621 code for a protein of 206 amino acids. NCBI's taxonomy places the organism in Eukaryota, Fungi, Ascomycota, Pichiomycetes, Serinales, Debaryomycetaceae.